Molecule: messenger RNA, 478 nt
Organism: Hippocampus comes (tiger tail seahorse)
Lineage: Eukaryota; Metazoa; Chordata; Actinopteri; Syngnathiformes; Syngnathidae
Product: cGMP-dependent protein kinase 1-like
Exons: 4
Coding region: 95-376 (93 amino acids)
Biological process (GO): protein phosphorylation
Molecular function (GO): protein kinase activity; ATP binding
Source: RefSeq, a predicted model, not a curated record
UGAACGAGGAUAUGCCAAACUGGUUGGCUCCAAAUGUUUGAAGAAGAUUGAAGUGGGUAAAAAGACAUACACCUUCUGUGGCACUCCAGGCUACAUGGCCCCUGAAGUCAUCUUCAACAAAGGCCACAGUGUAGCUGCAGACUUUUGGUCUUUGGGUGUUUUUGUGUUUGAGCUCCUGACUGGUGGGAUUCCGUUCAACGACGUUGACCCGAUGAGGCUCCUCAGCGAGACCGUGCGCGGCAUUGAUAACAUCGACUUCCCUAAAGCAAUCAGCAAGAUUGCCUCCAGUCUCAUAAAGAUGCUGUGCAGGCACAAUCCCUCGGAGAGGCUAGGCAGUCGAAGAAACGGGGCCAAGGACAUUCAGAAGCACAAGUAAGACUACAGGUUAUAUUGUGCCAGACGCAAGCCUGAGAGUCAGAGUAGAGUGGUGCCUUGUGAUCUGAUUUUCAUUAUUUCCAUUAUGUUGUAAAAACAUGCU